AUGGCGCCCAAACUUCAGAUUGUCACCAUUCUGAUGCAAGUUCAUGAUUUUCAUGGCAUCGAGAUUGUCGGAUGGUACGAAAGCGUCUUUUUACUCGCCUUGUUCAGUUUUCAGUCGGUCUGGCGAAAGGCGUACAUAUAUUUUUCGUUCAGAUGGACAUUUUUAGCUUCAAUCGUUGCUUGCGAGGUCUGUAUUUUGAUUUGCGCAGGUGGCGGCAUUCAUUUCAGCUCAUUCACCGCAAUUGCGUCUAUAGCAGUUCCUGACAAAAGAGAUGCAUGUACUGGAUUUGCUGGAUUCGAUAUAGAUCUUUCUUUUGGUGAAGCUUCGGUGGUAACAAUUUCCCUUAUCUUUAUUGCAUCUGAUACGCCAAAACCAGCGAAAGUAAUAUUUCACGGAAUAAUCCUUUAUAUCAUUGUAAUCGAAUCCAUCGCGAUCAUGUAUUUUAAUUCCCAGAAGGCUGAAACUACAUACCUCUGGGAGUCACUUGUGGUAAUCGGACUUCUCGUCGGCUCGAUUCUUCUCUCCAUGAUCUUUAUGAUUGUACGGAUCUGGCUUGGGGAAUGUACGAUGUUAGUCAAUCGUUUGUUGAAAGAAAGAUCGGUUUAUGGUGGCAUGGCUUUCAUUGGAUAUCGACGUCUUCCGGACGUAGGAUAUGGCUUCGGUAUUCAAGUGUCCACACUUGCAGUGCAGGCUUUGGUGAUUCUAGAGGACAUAUCAUCUGCAAUAGCAAUUAUUCUUUUCGAAGACCUCGCCGUCGAUUCUGCAUUUGCUGAAACUCUGAUCAAAAGCGUCGCAGUCUAUGAUUCAAUUGUGUCACAAAGGAAGGUUGUCUCAACUGGCGCCACGGAAUUGAGGAAGAUCUUCACUGCUGAACGGUCAAAAGACGAUUUCAGAUCUUACGUAGCCGCUUCGAAGAAGGCCUACAUCAUUGGAAUUGCAAUGGUAGGUCUGAUGCCCCUUGCGGUCUUUGGUUGUAAAUGCUACAACUGGAAGAAAACUAACGGCACCAAAGCUGCAAAGAAAGGAGAAAGUGAGAAUCAGAAUAACGACUUUACGGAGAGAAUGGAGAUUUGGAAGUGA
Botrytis byssoidea is the source of this 1080-nucleotide messenger RNA. RefSeq lists its product as uncharacterized. The transcript has 7 exons. Bases 1 to 1080 code for a protein of 359 amino acids. Lineage: Eukaryota; Fungi; Ascomycota; Leotiomycetes; Helotiales; Sclerotiniaceae. The record is from RefSeq and is a predicted model, not a curated record.